CGUCUUCCAUUUCUCUCACAUAUCCAUUUUUAUAUAUAUCCGUGCAUUGUUUGAGUAAUUUUGUCGCAGCAGAGCAGAGAAAUGGAUGCACUUGAUUCAGUCGUCGAUCCACUGAGAGAUUUUGCUAAGAACAGCCAACGACUCGUCAAGAAAUGCCACAAGCCUGAUCGUAAAGAAUUCACGAAGGUUGCGUUCCAAACCGCAAUAGGUUUUGUGGUGAUGGGAUUUGUUGGAUUUUUCGUGAAGCUGGUUUUCAUCCCCAUCAACAAUAUCAUCGUUGGUUCUGCUUAGAUUAUGUGGAGGGUAAAAGUUUUAACAGGAUGGCAACGGUCUGCCCAACCGAAAUUUUAAAGGAAAGCUUAGUGCUAACAUCCUUUAGUGCUAAAUUUUAAUUUUGAAACUAAAUUUUUGUGGCUUUUUCAAUCUAUGUUCCUGUUUCAUAAUUGCUGAUGUAAAAUACUCUUAAUCAUUCUGUUAAAUUAGUUGGCCAAUUUUUUUAA
This is a messenger RNA of Cornus florida, 500 nucleotides long. RefSeq names its product protein transport protein Sec61 subunit gamma-1-like. Gene Ontology annotation, biological process: post-translational protein targeting to membrane, translocation; protein targeting. The transcript has 3 exons. The record is from RefSeq and is a predicted model, not a curated record. NCBI's taxonomy places the organism in Eukaryota, Viridiplantae, Streptophyta, Magnoliopsida, Cornales, Cornaceae. Gene Ontology annotation, cellular component: membrane; Ssh1 translocon complex. The coding region runs from base 82 to 291 and encodes 69 amino acids. Gene Ontology annotation, molecular function: transmembrane protein transporter activity.